AGGGGCGCAGGCGGGAGGCGGUCGCGCCACAAUGUGGCCGAUGAGUGGCCUCGCGCGCCCGUUGGUCGGCCAGCAUGAUAAUUCCGAGGGGGCGCUCGCGGGAGAACGUGCCGCCGCCCUAGAUAGUAAACCCGCCCGCCGCCUUUGCUGGGUGGUUUUGAUUGCGAGCGGGUCAUGCGGGAAACUGGGGGGCCCGACAAUCCGAACGAAAAGGGCUGCUGGCUGAGUGCCGCGAUUCAAAUGUUGCGAGCGAUGCUGGCAGUGAGUGUUGCAGAGAAUGCAUGUCUGUCGCCGGCCCUGCCUCGUCCCCCCCCCUCGUUGGCUGCAUGCGUUCACCCGCUAGCGCCUCCGCGGCGCGCGCCGGGUCGCCGGGCAGCGGUUGUUAUUAAUUUCGUUGCGCCCGCUUGGCCUCUCCCUCGGGCCGCUGGCUGACUGUGCA
Messenger RNA from Amoebophrya sp. A120, 439 nucleotides. Lineage: Eukaryota; Dinophyceae; Syndiniales; Amoebophryaceae. The record is from the annotation of a GenBank genome assembly.